CGUGAUGACAUCCAGCCAGCUGUCUCUCCAGUCCCUCCGGGCGGCAAGUCAAGCCAAGGAGCUGGCGGACAAGAGAGCCGAGAUCCGGCGUAAGAGUCUGCUCAUCCUGGUGCACCACUACCUCGACCAAGAAGGGUUCCCCGACGCGGCCAAGUUCUCCGCAGGAAAGCCAAGCUCAUACACGGAACAUUUCAGCGUGUGUGACAAUGUCGACCUUUCCAAUAUCCUGCAGGACUACGAGGCCUGGUAUGUGGUCAAGAAAGUGAAUUACAGCAUAACUCUUAUACUCCCGCGCCUUUCCUUCCCCGGCGCCUUCUGCAGCACAGCGAUAACCCGCGGCUGGCCAAGCGGUGCUGGGGCCGCGUCCGAACGCCGAAGCCGCAACCGCUUGCAGGCCAUCCACGACCGGCAAACCGACGCCCCCCGCAAGCCCAAGAAGGAGCCCGCCCCACGAAAGGAAGAGCACCCUUCUUCAACCAGGGUCACACUCGUCUUCUCUAUCGUGGGAUCCCUAGACAGCCUCGACGAAGCCUGGCCAGCUACAGAUUUUGAUUGGGCCCCGCUGGUUGGCCGGCGUCUGUCCGGGAAUCUGCGAAGUCCUGGAGACGAGAAGAAGGACCCCUCGAAGUCCUCGUCGGACACGGACAGCGAGCGGGGCGUCGGCCUCGGACCCGUCAAGACCGGCAAAAUGCCGAGGCAAGUCCUCGACCUCAAGCAGAUGAUCAGCGAUUACACUCGCCUCGAGGACAACAUCGGCGACAUCGGGAAGGGACCGCGGACGCAGGCGCAGCUCAACCCCAAUCAAGGUCGAGAAGAGGAGGAGGAGGAGGAGGGCGGCGACCUCUGGGACGACAAGAGCGUGAAGCCCCCGAUCCCGAUGCCGCUCUUCACGGGGGAAUUCCGCGACCUCGCCAACAUCAUCCACAGGGAGAUCCUCGUCGAGAACCCCGAGGUGCACUGGUCGGACAUCCUGGGGGUUGAGGACGCCAAGAGGCUGGUCAAGGAGGCAGUCCGUCGGUACCCGCUCAAGUACCAGCUGUUCGUGGGCAGAUUCAAGCCGUGGCGGGGCAUACUGCUGUACGGACCGCCCGGCACAAGAAGUGCGAGGACGAUCUCCGAAAGGGCGCGCGGGGACUCGGAAAAACUCGCCAGGGUGCUGUUCGAGAUGGCGAGGUUCCACGCGCCCUCCACCAUCUUCGUGGACGAGGUGGACGCCCUGAUGGCGCGCGCGCAGGGCGAGCAGGAGCACGAGGCGUCGCGCCGCAUGAAGACCCAGCUCCUCGUCGAGCUCGACGGCCUCAAGUCCAACGACCACGUCUUCCUCCUCGCCGCCUCCAACGUGCCCUGGCAACUGGACCCGGCGAUGCUGCGGAGGCUGGAGAAGCGGAUCCUGGUGCCACUGCCAGGCAUGGAGGCGAGGGAGGCCAUGUUCAGGCACCAUCUGCCCGAGGUGAUCUCUGACCUCGCCGAGACAGGUCACGCCAUCAACACUGACCUCGAUUAUGAGAAGCUGGCCAAGGUCUCAGAAGGCUACAGCGGCUCCGACCUGCAGGUGGUCUGUCGUGAGCCGCCAUGGGAUGCCCUCAGGAAGGUGUUCAACGUCUUGGAGGAUCACUCAGUGAGGUCGGGAGAGCCGGGAGGGGAGGUGGAGGACUCGGAGCUUCCGGACCUGAAGCUGGACACGAUCAAGAUGGAGGACGUGGAGACGGCGCUUUCGCGGACCAAGCCGACGCAGAGCAACCACCAGCAGUACCUGGAGUGGCACGCCAAGUACGGGUCUGCGUAAGGCGGGGGCGUCGCUCCCCCUGCGCCCCCUCUUUCGUCGUCAGCGCCGCGGACUCAGGAGUUUUUUUGCAGAGUCCUGGACAGCCCGCCCUCUGCCCGCCCCUGGGAGGGACCGGCGCGAAGGCAGAGUGGAAUGCAAAGUCUCGGGAAUCGCGGUGGAAAAAGGAGCGGUUUCGGAAUUCUUUUAAGGAGGCUCCGAAAGCUCCUCUUUAAGAAGCUGAAAAAAGAACUGAAGUAUAGAGAAAAGAAGAUCAUAAGGACAAGAAGGGAUCAGACGAAGGAUGCAAAUCGAAGUCUGGAGGUUAAGAGCGCUUCCGAAACUCUUACGUGAAGGAUUCGAAAGCUUCUCUGUAUGAAGCUGAAAACGAAGCGAAGUAUAGAGAAGACAAGACUGAGAAAAGAAAAGAAAAGAAAAGGAAACGAUGAUAAAGAUAGAAAAAGGAACAAUAAGUGCUGAAACCGGUUUCUUCACCUCUUUCUUGUUCCUGAGCGAAUGGACAGCGCCCCCCCGAGCUGACUUCCCAUCGGCGUUCUGUCCCGUGGGCGUCACCGAGCCGAAACCUUUUUUAUUUCCCGCGAGAUAAGACGCCUGAUGGGGAGACGCACGUACUCAGACAAAACCUUACUGACUCCUGUGAAGUGUGGAUGAAGACUUUUGUAUUUGUAUACAGUUCAUUUAGAAUAGGACGUCUUUGUGUAGAGAGUGUAUGAGACUAUGCGUACUGGCGGAAAUUUCAAAUCGCCUUUUGGUAUGUAAAUAGGAGUCCAGGCCAGUUUAGUUUCUCGACGUUAGGUGAAUGCUUUCUAAAAUAGAAAGCUCUGUUCUUAAGUUCAUCAAGGACGGACGUUCAAGUUCUGCUGUCCUGUUGUCCAGAGUCGGGUUCUCGUACUCGAUAUGCCAUAAAAUGGAACUAAUUUUUUCUCCAACAUUUUUUUGUAAAUAAGAUCUUGAAAUAAAUAAUU
This is a messenger RNA of Penaeus vannamei (Pacific white shrimp), 2748 nucleotides long. The record is from RefSeq and is a predicted model, not a curated record. Lineage: Eukaryota; Metazoa; Arthropoda; Malacostraca; Decapoda; Penaeidae.